Molecule: messenger RNA, 495 nt
Organism: Pocillopora meandrina
Lineage: Eukaryota; Metazoa; Cnidaria; Anthozoa; Scleractinia; Pocilloporidae
Source: the annotation of a GenBank genome assembly
AUGAUUGAUAACCAACUCUCUUGGCAUGCUCAAUUAGACAGAGCUAAAACUUCAUUUUCUGAAAUAGUUGGUGCUUUAAUACUUUAACUCCCAAGAUCUGGAUGUAAAUUCUCCCCUCUAGCUGCUUCACAUUUCCUUGUUCGUUGGUGAUGAGAAUUUGAAGUUUUAUUAAAAGAACAACUUCAACUUGAUAAGUUUGAGUUUUCUCAUUACCAGUUUGCUGGGUAGUGUGUGAAUAUUACAGGGUGAAAUUACAUUUAAUCACUUCUGGGAGCUAAAGGUUUAAGGAGAAUGUCAUACUUACCCAAGUCAGUUCUAGAAGAAAUAAAUUUCAAAACAAUUAUUCCUAGUGUCACUUAUGGCAUACUAGUGUGGGGAAAUUACUCCCAACCAUUACUUAACAGCCUAGAUUAUACUCAUGCCUGCGCAUGUCACAUAGUAAAUAACUUCCCUUGUUUGCUAGAAAGUAGCCUAUGUCUGUCUCAAUACAACUAG